CGGCUGCGGAGCCGGGCGAGCAGCACGGCGCGCCGUAGGAAGUGAGCAGCGCGUGACGCUUUCCUGCGGCCCUGCCAGGGAGCAUUUCCGUCCUCGCCGGCUGGGCUGCGGCGGCGGCAGGAGCUGCGGCCCCGGCGCUGCCCUCGGCGCCGGGCUGGGCGACGGGAGGCCGGGAAGAUGUUUGCGGUUUGCCAGCCCGACAUCGCCUUGAACGUCCCCUUCCGCGAGGGCCAGCGAGACCCCGCGCGGGGCACAGCCUUCGUGGGGGCCGGCGCGCGCGGGCAGGACACCAAUUUCAACUUCGUGGCGGGGGCCUACGACCGCAAUGAGAACUGGAGCCAGGCAGCGCCCGGGACCCGCGCGGGGGGAAGCUGCAGCCAGAGCGAAAACAUGACAAAUCCCUCUGAUAAUCUGCUGUUAUUAGUGCAGAGACAGACGGCUCAGGGCAGGCUUAGGGAUGCUGCCCAGGGCCCGACGGGGGACGGAGCGCGUCUCUGCGCGGCCGUGCGGAGCCCCCCCGAGGGAGCGGAGGUCGGCGGGCCGGGGGACGAGGCAGCGGCCGCGGAGGAGGCCGCCGAGGAGCGCGGGAAGCCCCUGAGCUCCCCCGCGGAGGACAACGGCUACGCCAGCAGCUCCCUCAGCAUCGACAGCCCCGACAGCGUCUCCGGGAGCGCCUGGGAGCCGCCCGCCGCUGCCCACGUCCGGGAGAGCCCGGCGGAGCCUGGGGUGGCCGACCCCGGGACGGAGACCUCCCCGGACACGGACGCCCUCUUCCCAGCGCUGGCGGAGGCCUUCCAGCACAUCCAGGACAAGGAGAGGUUCAAGGAGCGGGAGAAGGAGAAGCACCACAUCCAGCUGGUGAUGUACCGGCGCUUGGCGCUGCUGCGCUGGAUCCACAGCCUGCAGCAGAAGGUCGUGGCCCAGCAGAACCGGCUGCAGGAGAGCUUCGACACCAUCCUGGACAACCGCAAGGAGCUCAUCCGCCACCUCCAGCAAGGCCUGGCGUGCCCCGGCGCCCCGGGCCGCCCCGGGCUGUGACCCCCGCGGCCCGCGCCGCCCCGUCCCGCCCGUCCCUUCCGGGGUUCACCCCGCUCCCCUCUCCCGGCCGCGAGGAGCUUCUCCCGGCGUUCGCCCUCCGCGAUGGGGCCUGCGGCCGGGUUUUGCUCGGGAGGCUUUUAAAAGACGCGAGCUGCGGGCUCCCGUGGGCUCUGCCCGUCCCAGUGUUCCUGAAGCAUGAAGACACUGUGCAGCAGAUGCCACCGGAGUUCCCACGGGCCCCGGCAGCACGAGGUCCUUCCAGUGUUACAGGACCCUUUUUAAUGACUUUUCAUCUCACCUUCUCCCACGCUUCCUUUUCCGCCCAGCUGCUGCCGAGCAGGUACCAGCUCGCUCGUCGGUCCUCCACGCCGCGUCUCGCUAGGUCGAGGGGCUUGUGCAGCCCCGGGCUGGGGACCUCGAUACACUGAGAUCUGCUGGGUCUGCGAUGCUGGGACUCGUCUUUUACGUCUCAUUUGGGGUCCUUUGAGCAGUUAGAAGCAGGAGUUCGUUUCAUCACUUCACUGUAGCUCUGCGGCUUCACGAAAGGUUGUCUAGGAAACACGUCCCCAGGCUGGAGCGCGGGCAAGGAAGGCCUGGGACGUCCCCCAGCCGCUCCUGGGCAGCGGCCGGACACGGCCAGGGCACUGCCGAGGCCACCAACUUAAUUAGGGCACUUUCACCAAUUUCCUUCUUCUCCCGCUUCUCUCUCCUCUCCCACUGGUACCAGUAGCCACCCCCGAGCACCUGACUGAGGGAGGGGGAGAAGAGCUGGGAGAAUCCACACGCAGCUGGGACCCCUCCCUGGUGCCCAUCUCCAGAGGCCCGAGCGGGGCCAGGACCCUGCGAGCCCGGCCCCGGCGAGCACCCCACACCCCUGCGCCCCUCUCGCCUCUCGCCCCGCUGCUUCGUGCGCACGCGCGGGGACUGCGGGCCGCAGCCGCCUGCCAGGCGCUCGCCGCGUCAAGGGCGUCCGGCGACGGGGACCUUCAUUCAGCAAAGCUUUAAACACGCCCUGGAGCUCUUGCAAAGCGUUCAGCACCUGCUCAACGCGCGGGGAAGCCCCCGCGCACUCGAUGACCUCCAUGAUGCACGCUCAUACGCACGUGUCCAGACAGCAGCCCAGCGACUCCUGAAGCUUGCUCGUGUUUUCUGUCCCAACAAGGCGUCCUGUGUUGUUCUUAGGGAGCCGCUCUAGCACGCUGCCUAGCUGAGCACCUUCCAAAGCUCCGCGGAGAAGACGUGAAUUGAUGCGUUAGGUCCAAAGAGAGAGAGAAUCGUCCUUAAAACUGACCUCAGAACGCUUGAAAAUAAAUUUAAGUAUCAGCUGAUUCAAACCCAGUGUAUAUUGUUUAGGUUCAGCAUCAGAGUGGAUUUGACUUAGGUUUUGGGUUUUUUGGCCAGGAUGUCUGUGCGGGUCCACUCUGGCCCAUUGCAGAAUAUGCUUUAACGUGGUGCAUGACCAGGAAGCUGCUCUCAAGCUGUGCUGUUUGUGCUUGUAUUAAUGUAUCAUUUAAAGGAAAGAGAAUUUUUUUUUCUGAUUUACAUUGUAUUUAGAAGACUGCCUAGAGGAUACCGGAAACAGUCUUCUUUAAUAGGGAUCGAAGAGGACGUGCUGUGUUUCUUUGCUGUAUUUUCGUUGGUAUUGGUCUGAUACAUGCUGUAUUUAUGUCGUUGAUGUGCUGCGGGAGGAGGAGGAGGGUGGUUGGCUUUGAGCCUAGCUCACCGCGUGGUCCAGGUUAUAGUCCCAGUUUUACCCCGAAUUUCUGUACCAAGUCAGGCACUAAUUUAGUUUCUCAGCUGCAGAAUGAGGAUGAUGAGAGAUUUCAAAGUCGCGAUCGACACCGCCAGCAGCUCUCCCUCCAGCCCAGCUGCCCCGUGCCCGGGGCUCGGCUCGGGAGCGGAGCACGGCCAGCGAGGCGGGUGCCGGAGCCGGCUCGGAGCGGGCUCGGAGCGGGGCCACGCAGGAUGGGCGCAGCCGGGGCUGCCGGGGAUGGCGCGGCGCCCGCGAGCGGGCCCGGAUCGCAGGCUGCCGGUGACCACUAGAUGCUACUGCAAUACAAAUAAAUACCCGCCGCGAAGCCCCGUGAGGGCCAGCAGCGGCCAGGGCCGCCCCGCGCCGGCACCGCCAUCCGCAGCGGGCAUCUGCAAAGCCCCGCUUUGGAGGACGUUUUGGUGGCCCAGGGCGCAUUCGCCCCACGAAUUCGCACCCGGCGCUCGGCAGGGUUGGCUGCUGCGGACUGCGUCGCCGCGCUGGUGCUCGGCCGCGUGCAGGACCUGCUGCCUGCUUCACGUCACCGGCCUGCGAUCACGGGCACGUCACGCGUGUUAGUAAAAAGCCCGGAGGCAAAACAGCUGAGCCGGAGAGGAUUUGUCCCUUUACUCCUCGGCAGAGGUGGGGGUGACGCUCGGGGCCCGCUGCAGCCCGCCUGCACCGGCACCGCCAGCACCUCCGUCACCCCUCUCUAGAGGCCUUUUUGCCUUUAAAACCCCGACUCUCAGAUGCUCCUGUCCCGCGGUGCCGGGGUGCGGAGCGGCUGCUGCGUUCGCCACCCUCCCCAGCGGCACCGGCCCCGCGCGGGGGGCACGGCGGCAGCUCCGCGCCGAUGGGGCCGGCAGAUAAAAACACCUGAGUGCUGACCUAGAGGUGACUUUGCCUCCGGCCUCGCAGAGAUUAAACAGAGAUGGAAAAGAAGCUGCAGCAGGCCUUUGAACCUUCCUUCACCUUUUCUUUUUUCUUUCCCUUCCUGCUUCUCCUUUGCAGCCUCCGAAUCGGUGGGAAUUUGGGGGUGCAGCGGCCCCGCUGCAGACGCGCCGGCUGCACCGGCGGUUCGUAACGGGGAGGCUCAGGCAGAGCCGCCGGCUCCCUCUGUGCCUGUUCUCAGCUCGCGGCGGGGGCCACGGGGAAUUCUGCCCCCCGCCACUGCCGGGCCGCCGGGACGGGCGCUGGCGGGGCGAGGAGGGCAGGUUUCCGCGCGGCCGGGGCGCCGGUGCCAGGAGCAGCUCGCGCAGACCAGGGCAGCGUGAGACCGCGGGCCGCCUGCCCGCCUUUCCCGGCGGAGAGACGGAGCGACUCUCUGUUUAUCUUGGUCAAAUGCUUUACGCAAAUAAUUAUUUCCAAGGUAAAUAUUGUGAUAAUCCAGAUUAUUUGCUCAAGAAAUGAAAGAAUAACUGCGGGGGCACAUCAAAAGUGGUGGAUCUGCUCCGCAAGCAACGGGCUUCCUCCCCGACUACUGGGAGCCCUCGUGCUCAUGCCCCGAGAGCUGCUUUCGGAUGGCCGGGUUUGAUUUGCAAAAGCAACUUCAUACCGAGUUUUUCCACCCCCGUCUCCAAUAACCGAAUGAGAUUUGCGAAUUAAUUAAAAAUCCUACCAACUGCAGGAGGAAAAAACAACAGAGAGGCAAAACCCUGCGACGCCGAGUCCUGCCAGCUCCGGCGGGGAGCGCGGGGCCGGCGCGGGGCCGCGCUGCCGACUCCUGGUUUCCCCGGGGGGGAGGACGGAGCGAUGCCGGUGCGUUUAUCGGAGCUGCGUGCGCCGCGCCGGCCCUCGGCUCCCCGCACCCCCGCCAGCCCCGCGGGUCCCCGGCACUGGUGCGCAGCGGGCUGGAGCCCGGCUUUGCUCACAGCGCCCGCGACGCCGAGCCCUGCGCCUCCGAGGGCAUGUGAUCCUGGAUUUCCGUACGCGGCAGACAGGGCCCUUUGUUUUUAAGGCCUCCUCUGAAAGUUUAUUGUUAUUAUUGUAUUAAAUCCCUGUAACACUGGGCUGAUUUUACUGCAUGAAGCAAGAUUUGGCAAACGUUGCCUCUCUUUGAAAGCACUGAAAAAAAAAUCAAGUGUUUAUGAAGGUUUGGAGGGAAAUAUUUUACCUUGUAAUUUGAAUCCGUUCUAACUAUUUCCAGUAUUUUGCGGGCUUAGAAAAGUCUUUAAAAAUAAAAUCAAAUGAUGUGAUAACUGA
Messenger RNA from Dromaius novaehollandiae (emu), 4990 nucleotides. It is a transcript of the gene C23H1orf216, whose product is annotated as chromosome 23 C1orf216 homolog. The coding region runs from base 178 to 1038 and encodes 286 amino acids. The transcript is spliced from 2 exons. The record is from RefSeq and is a predicted model, not a curated record. Lineage: Eukaryota; Metazoa; Chordata; Aves; Casuariiformes; Dromaiidae.